AUGGCUGGGGUGAAAAAACUCCUCUGCUCACUCGUUGUUCUCUUCCAACUGUGUGCACUCGCUGCGUUUGGACAGGAGUAUUUUGUGAUCGAUGAAACAGAUGACACUGAUGAAUAUGAGUAUUAUGAUUUACCCACUGAAAUCCCUCGAGGGGAUUCAGAUUUUUCUGGUUUAGAUGACUGGUUGUAUGAACUCCUAGAUUUAACAGAUCAAUGUGAUCCAAACCCGUGUUUGAACGGAGGCAGCUGUGACACUUAUCUCGACGGAACUUUCAUAUGUGUGUGCCCAGAGCCUUACACUGGAAAGAAGUGUCAGACUGUGAAAGAGGUUUGCAAGAAUGUGAACUGUGGCCAUGGGAGCUGUGUUGUUACAUCUACGGCUCCAUUCUACGAGUGCAAGUGCAAGCCUCCGUACAAACCACCAAACUGCAGGAAAGCUUCUCCCUGUAGACCUAAUCCCUGUCAGAACGGCGGCUCUUGCACUAAAGGUCCCAAACGCUCGUCCUUCCAGUGUUCCUGUCCUUAUGGAUACAGCGGAAACUUCUGUGAAGUUGGGCCAAAUGACUGUUACCAGGAGGAUGGAGAGUUUUACCGCGGCAUGGUGAGCGUGACGCUGGAAAGAGAAGAGUGUUUGGACUGGAAUUCUUAUUUCAUCCAGCAGCAUGGUGGAGAUCCUUUCAAAGAGUACGCAGGCUUCGAUGGAAUCGGUCCACACAAUUUCUGCAGGAACCCUGAUGGAGACGAUCAGCCCUGGUGCUUUAUUAAAAAGAACGACAAACUGAGGUGGAACUACUGUAAAGUUAGGAAAUGUUCUGCAGCUCCACCCACCGCACCGACCAUCCAUGAAAUCGAUCCAACUCCAGCCAAGCCAGAGGUCCCUGCUGCCCAGUUCUCCCAGUGUGGGAGGCCGCAGCCAGGCCGCUCCGCCAGGAUCUUUGGAGGAAAGAAGUCUCUUCCUGGAGCUCAUCCCUGGCAGGCGUCCCUGCAGACCAGACCCAGAGGCUCCUCUGGGCCCUUCAGACACAUCUGUGGAGGCAUCCUGUUAGAGUCCUGCUGGGUGCUUACUGCGGCUCACUGCAUUAAAAGUGGAGUGGAAAUGCAGGUGGUGCUGGGAGGAGUGGACAUCGAGAAGGAUGAAACGUUCGAUCAGGUCAUCCCGGUGGAGAAAGCCAUCAUGCAUGAAAAUUACAAGGAGUCCCCAUUUGCUCUUCAUAACGAUGUUGCCAUGCUUCAGCUGAAAGUCACAGACAGGCCGUACUGUGCCAAAGAGACACGCUUUGUCAAAACAGCCUGCCUCCCACACAAGAACUUUGACAGCGGGACGGAGUGUGUCAUCUCAGGGUGGGGCGUGACUGAAACACAGAAGUACGGUACCAACCAGCUGCUGGAUGCACGUGUCCUCCUGAUCUCCCAGGACAAAUGUAAAGCCCCACACGUUUACGGGAACUCUCUGGAUGACAGCAUGUUCUGUGCAGGAAACAUGAAAGGAGGCGUCGACUCCUGCCAGGGUGACUCUGGCGGCCCCCUUGUGUGUGAGCGGAAUGGGACACACUAUGGUGGUGUGGUGAGCUGGGGCGACGGCUGCGGCAAGAAGUACAAACCUGGUGUCUACGCCAACGUGAUCAGAUUUGUUGACUGGAUCGCUUAUCAUUUACUCUGAUAAAGAUGCAGCUGGACGUCUUGUGCUUUCCAUGACAAUAACAACACAUGCAGACUAUGUAAAGUCCUCUUGUCUUAGUAAUAGAAUGACUUUUUAUUAAGAUUAGCUUGGAUGAAAAGAAAGUUCUCGCUCCAUUCUCAGAAUGAUACAAUACCUCAUAUUUGUGUUUAAACACAUGGAUACAUGUGGUACAUGGUUAAUAAAGAUGAUUGAAAGGGGUUGCUGGUGGCGCAGUGGUCGGUGCACGCGCCCCCAUGUGUGUAGGCUGUGGUCCAUUUCCCACAUGUCAUUCCCCGCUCUCUCUCUCUCUCCCUGAUUUCCGACUCUAUCCACUGUCCUGUC
Molecule: messenger RNA, 2001 nt
Organism: Labrus bergylta (ballan wrasse)
Lineage: Eukaryota; Metazoa; Chordata; Actinopteri; Labriformes; Labridae
Product: hyaluronan-binding protein 2-like
Biological process (GO): proteolysis
Cellular component (GO): membrane
Molecular function (GO): serine-type endopeptidase activity
Source: RefSeq, a predicted model, not a curated record